Messenger RNA from Lampris incognitus (smalleye Pacific opah), 1990 nucleotides. RefSeq names its product isocitrate dehydrogenase (NADP(+)) 2 (gene idh2). The transcript is spliced from 11 exons. Gene Ontology annotation, biological process: isocitrate metabolic process. Gene Ontology annotation, cellular component: mitochondrion. Gene Ontology annotation, molecular function: NAD binding; magnesium ion binding; isocitrate dehydrogenase (NADP+) activity. The coding region runs from base 312 to 1667 and encodes 451 amino acids. The record is from RefSeq and is a predicted model, not a curated record. Lineage: Eukaryota; Metazoa; Chordata; Actinopteri; Lampriformes; Lampridae.
GUUUUAACCCGAAAACGAGGAGUCGUGAACCUCCCCUGCUCUCGGCCGUGAAACCACGAACACCAGCUGCUCGGGAGGAGAGGGCGGCGGGUUUCCAUAGAUCCACUUUCCCAUCCCCUCCUCUUGUCAUUUGACUCUGACGUAGCAGUCGGCGUGCACGUUCAGGGAGGUGCUGAAUAUAUCGCGGAGAGCCGCGCGUCCACCGGCCUCUCUUCUUUCAGACCUUCGUCGAGCGUCGACCCGCAGCGGGGCAAAGAGACAAAAAAACACCCACCCCACCAGACAGGAACCAUCAGCCUCUGCAACCAGACAUGGCCGGGUAUCUGAAGGUCCUCAGCUCGCUGUCGAGGUCCGCCGCCGCUCUCUCCAAAAGCCCCGCGGUGCUCGCCCCGGCCGCCACUUGCCAGGCUCCGCAUCGAAGACACUAUGCCGACAAACGCAUCAAGGUGGCCCAGCCAGUGGUGGAGAUGGACGGAGAUGAGAUGACCAGGAUCAUCUGGGAAUUCAUCAAAGAGAAGUUAAUCCUGACCAACGUUGAUGUUGACCUGAAAUACUAUGACCUGGGCCUGCCGUACCGUGACCAGACAAACGACCAGGUCACCAUUGACUCUGCCCUGGCUACCCAGAAGUACAGCGUAGCUGUCAAAUGUGCCACCAUCACACCCGAUGAAGCCAGAGUUGAAGAGUUCAGCCUGAAAAAGAUGUGGAAGAGCCCCAAUGGCACCAUCAGGAACAUCCUGGGUGGUACAGUCUUCCGUGAGCCAAUCAUCUGCAAGAACAUUCCCAGACUUGUUCCAGGAUGGACGCAGGCCAUCACUAUUGGCAGACAUGCCUUUGGUGACCAGUACAGAGCAACAGAUUUUGUGGUGGACCAGCCAGGCAAGUUUAAGAUGACCUUCUCGCCUGCCGAUGGCAGUGCAGGCAAGGAGUGGGAGGUCUUCGACUUCCCUGCUGGCGGCUGUGGAAUGGGCAUGUACAACACAGAUGAGUCUAUUACAGGCUUUGCACAUAGCUGCUUCCAGUAUGCCAUCGGCAAGAAGUGGCCACUUUACAUGAGCACCAAGAAUACCAUCCUGAAAGCUUAUGACGGCCGAUUCAAAGACAUCUUCCAGGAUAUCUAUGAAAAGCACUACAAGCCUGACUUUGACAAGCUGAAGAUCUGGUAUGAGCACAGGCUUAUUGAUGACAUGGUUGCCCAAGUGCUUAAGUCCUCUGGAGCCUUUGUGUGGGCCUGCAAGAACUACGAUGGAGAUGUCCAGUCUGACAUUCUCGCACAGGGUUUUGGCUCUCUGGGACUGAUGACGUCGGUUCUCGUGUGCCCCGAUGGCAAAACUAUCGAGGCUGAAGCCGCCCAUGGGACUGUGACUAGGCAUUAUCGCGAGCACCAGAAGGGUAGACCAACGAGCACCAACCCCAUCGCCAGCAUCUUUGCGUGGACCAGAGGCCUUGAGCACCGUGGGAAACUCGAUGGCAACCCAGACCUCAUCAAGUUCUCACAGACCCUCGAGAGGGUGUGUGUUGAGACUGUUGAGAGUGGUAUCAUGACCAAAGACCUUGCGGGCUGCAUUCAUGGCUUAGCCAACUGCAAGCUCAACGAGCACUAUGUCAAUACCACAGACUUCCUGGAUGCCAUCAAGAUGAAUCUGGAUAAGGCCCUGGGCAAGUGAAGGACUAGAAAGAAUACAGCUACCCUAGAAUUGACUGUCAUUAUAUAUAUAUUUUUGUACCUCAUUUCAACCAAGGUCAAGAAUACUACCUUUGUUCAUCUGAAGGAAAAAAAAAAGAAAGUUCAUUGUAGAUAAUUACGUAGCAUACCCAUUAGGUUGUUCUACGGUUGAGUUGAUCUUCCAUCUGAUGCCUCCUUCAUUAUUCUGACCCUCAAUUUCCAAGGUUUUAUUUUUAUCAUGAAGUACUGUAAACAUUACUGCAUUAUGCCUUGGAAGACUGAAGCCUACAGCCAUACAUGUGCCAAUAAACCUUCCUUGUUUGA